AUGCCAUUCCGUGUUGCAACUGCCAUGCCCAAACGCGCUCCCUGUGUGUCAUUCCGUGACGCCAUGAGUCCAUGUCUGACGCUGUCAGCUGCACCACCCAGGCCACGCUCAAUGUGCUCAUUGUGGCCCGGUUCCCCCUCCCCCCUCCGUGCAUGCGUGGAACGUGUGUGCAGUGUGCUGGCAAACAACCGGUUUGAGGGCAAGGUGCCGUUUCAGUGGGGGCAGCUGCAGGACCUUGAAACGCUGGAUUUGAGCAGCAACAACAUCAGUGGCACCAUCCCUCUGUCCCUUGCUCACUGCACCCGCCUCCAGACGCUGGGGCGGUGCAGCGCGGUGCAGCAGCGGCACGGCGCCCCUCCGCGCAUUGAGCAGCGCCGUGCGUGCGCGCAUGGGCAGGUGGAGCUAUGCACGUGUGACAACGGCGCGCAGGGGCAGCGCGCAUGCCUGGACGGCACGGGCUUCACUGCUUGCAUGUGCCCCACGGGUGAGAUGCGCGGUGUGGGCAAGGGAAGCGAGAGGUGGAGGGUGGGUGAGAGAUUGGGAGCUGUAACCGCGGAUGGGGGGAGUGGGGACCGUGCGGGGGGCGUGGGGAGCAGUGCACUGGCGACCGCUGCUGCCAUUGCGAGGCGGCUAGCCGGACCCACAGCUACGCAUCUCACAAUGCGGCAGUUCACCCUGGACGAGCUCUCACGGGCCACUAACGCCUUCCACGCGGACUCACUCCUCGCCACGCAUGGCACCUGCCGCUCCUUCACCGGCCACCUCCCCCCAUCGCUCCUCUCCGCCUCCGCCUCUGCCUCCUCCUCCGCUUCCUCCGCCGCCGCACCUUCCACAGCAGCGGCCACACAAGGGGAGGGCAGUGAGGGCACGGCAAUAGUGAUCAAGGAGGUGGAGGGGUCGGACGGCGAGACAGCAGCAGCGUUUGCAGCGGCCGUGGAGGUGUUUGCAUUCGUGCGCUGCCCGCACCUCGUCGAGGUGCUCGGCUGCUGCUGCACCCCCCUGCCCGCCCCUGCUGCUGCUGCUGCUGCUGCCGCUGGUGGUGCUGCUGGUGGGGUUGUUGGAGGUGUGAAUGGUGGGAGUGGGAGUGGAGCAGGCAGGGGUGCCAAGGUGCUGGUGUAUGAGAUGGCACCCAAUGGCACACUCGACAUGCACCUGCAUGACCUGGAGGCGAGCAUGUCGCCCCUGCCAUGGUCCACGCGCAUGGCCAUCUGCCUUGACGUCGCCAAGGGGCUAGCCUACCUGCACGCCAUGACGCCCCAGAUGACCCACGCAGCACUGACGACAGGGAGUGUGGCGCUGGACGGGGCCAUGCGUGCCAAGCUCGCUGACUACUGCCUGCCGCUGCUCCUCUCCCACCCCCGCUCCCCCGCCGCCACUGCUGGUGCUGGCAGCGCCAACCGGGGCGCUGCUGCCUCCGCGCAUUCGGCAUCUGUCAACAUGGCGGUGGCAGCGGGCACAGCAGCACCGGAGCUGGCAUGGUUAACGGAGGCAACACCACGUGUGGACGUGUACGCGUUCGGUGUGCUGCUGCUGGAAGUGAUCUCGGGCCGACGCCCCCUCGAUGCCACGCGCCCACCCAACGAGCAGAGCCUCGUGCACUGGGCCAAGGCGCGGUUGACACAGCGGUCACUGGUGGAACGAAUGGUGGACCCGCUCAUUGCACGCGCCAUCUCCACCCCUGCACUCUACCAGGUGGCAGUGCUGGCAUCGCAGUGCAUCCAUUCGGACCCCGACAUGCGGCCCACCAUGCUGCAUGCAGUGGAGGUGCUCUCACGCGUGCAGUCACUGCCUCUCGAUGCCGGCACGCCUCACUCCGCACACCACCUGCCCACCGUUUUCAAGCGCACCUCCGAAGACCGCACCCACAAGCCAUAG
Messenger RNA from Closterium sp. Yama58-4, 1875 nucleotides. The record is from the annotation of a GenBank genome assembly. NCBI's taxonomy places the organism in Eukaryota, Viridiplantae, Streptophyta, Zygnematophyceae, Desmidiales, Closteriaceae.